CACUGCCCGUUGUAUAAGGCUGUGUUCCUUUUAAAUCUUCCACGCUUCACUGCCCGAUGUCACUCACCUGUGCAGUCCCGCCUCUCUUAACUCCGAUGAGAAAAAGAAAAAUUCAGAAUGGCUUCCGCCGCACUCCCGCUCUGAUUCUCAGACUUCCUUCUCCGAAUUUCAUAUCGGCAUGAAGCAAGUCAUGCAGCUAACAGACACUUGAGAUAUUCAUUUUUUAAAUGGAUAAUAUUUUAAAUUGCUAGAUUAAUCAAUCCAGAUUAUUUUAUGGCCAUAGGAUUUCAAUUCAAUGGCAACCAUACAAAUUAAAUUAGGACCAAAAUCUAACUCUGAAAAUUGAAAGAUUGCAGAUCCUGGAAAUCUGAAAUAAAAUGAGGAAAAUGCUGAAAACACCCAGCAAGUCAGGCCAUAUCUAUGGAACUUUUAUUCAAAGCUAAACUUGCAAAUGGAUUCCAAUACUAUCGUAUGGCAACCUGGGAAGAGGAAGGGAGAAGCCAGGCUUGACAUUUCACAGAGAAGCCGUGCUGGGUGCAGAGUUGCACCAGCGCAGGUUGAGUAAUAGCACACACACGUUUAACCUCGGUUUAUUGGAAGAGCAGGAGAAAACUGCAAUGUCAUAAACAGGUUUACAAUAAAUGUGGUCUUGUUGACUGCAGCACACAACACAGUACAAAUAUGGCAUUCAUUGUUAAACUUUUAAUGGAUGUUGGACCGAACUGUACUUGCUAGCAAUACUGCUACUAAUUUCUUCACAUCCGGACAGCGUACUGUGCUCUUACUUCCCUUUUACUAAAACCUCAAAAUUAACAAGUGACAGCACAACAGAUGAACUUGAUUGGUUUUGAGUGUUAACUCCAUUACUAACAGUGACAAUAAAUGCAAAGUGAUCAAUCUCACAGGAAUCUCCGCUUCAACGUGUAGUGCCCAGCAAAGGUCGUACUAGAGGCAUCCUUCAAACUCCAGAUCCAAGCUCUCUGUGAUAAUAAGAAGUCUUCAGCAAGCUGUUCUAUGCUUCGAAAUCCUCUGCCUUAAGAAAUAGCAUGGAAGCAAUCCAGUUGACCCUACUGGCACUACUAGUAAAUGGCCUGAUGGGUUCAAAUACCACAGCAAAUUUCAGUACAAUAAUUGUUCAAAGGACUUCAUUAGUUCAAAACACAACUAUGCCAAUGUCUCCAACCAAUGCAAAUGGACUGCCAAAUGGCAACGACAACAUCACUUCCAGUUUGACGAAUUUGAUGUCUUCCACAACUUCGCAAAUGAUAACGUUAUCAUCCAAACCAUCUACUUCAAGUCUGGCCUCUCAGUCAACUUCAAAUGUGAUGACAAUUAAUCCAUCUACUAAGUUUCUGACAACUACACCGGUGAUGAGUAAGUCAAUUAUGAGGAAACAAAACAAUGAUGACAAUCUGAAUGCAAGCAUGAUUAUUGCUUGCAUCAUAGGUGGACUAUUGCUACUUCUGGUGGUCUGCAUAAUUGGCAUACUCUUGAUGAAAAGAUAUUUAAGAACAAAUACAGCGCAGGACAUCUCCUGGGCAGGAACUUGCCCAGGACCAGUUGGUGGUGAAGAUACUGAUCACGUAGCUGAAGACUGUGAUCCUAAUUCUGCUGCAGUAAAACGCCCCUCACUCACCACCUUUCUAACCAAAAAGUCAAAACGCGAUUCCUUACUGGAUCAAUAUGACAUGGAGGUACAGGAGGUUCAAGGGAUCAACAAUUUAGCUUCAACAGAGACUGAAGAAGAGACACUGCCUGAAGUCAUAAAAGACAAUGACAAAGAAAAAGAACCACUAGUUUUAACUGAAGCACCAAGUCAAGAAUUCCCACCACCGUCUGAGACACAGCCUCCGCUGGGUGAAGGUGACCAGCAAGCUCCAGCACUCGCAACAGACGCAGAAACUUCAAAGUCGUCACAAGAUGUCCCUGAAACAUUUUCAAACAAUAAUGAUUUUCCUCCUCCACCAAUGGAAUUUUUGGAUCUUGUGAAUGAUUCUGAUUUGCCUCCGCCUCCCUGAGUAGAGAUCAGAAGUACCAGGUGUUUGCUUUAGCUCUCUCAAGUGUAUUGAAGAAGACCCAGUGUACUAUCUUCUGAAGCUAUAAGUAAAAGCUGGUUCUCUGCGGUAAAUGCUUCCGUGCAUUAGCAUUUGAUCACUAUGUUUUAAAAUUAGAUGUGAUAAAAUUAUGUACUAUACCUAAAGUACAAAACACAGCAUCUUUCCAAUAUGCAAAUUAGAUCACGAACAGAGGUGCAGCAUUUGCUCUGCAUUGCAAUCUUGCUGCUGCAUUUCUGCUUUUGGCUCGAUUAAAACAAUAGAUAAAUAAUUCUGUCUUAUUUCAAUUUUCGCAGAUUGAAGUCUAUUCUUACAAUUUUUUAUUUCACUCCCACGUCCCUGUACUAAAGACAAUUAGCUAACACUGGAGAAUCUCAGCAUGUUUGUCUUCAGCAAUUCCACCUUCAGCAGUAAUCCUAUGUACAGUCUGUAAAUGAAAUUCUGAACCAUCAUGCUACAGCAAAUGCAGUAUUUCCUCUAUUUAAAUGGCAAAGCAAUUUUAAGGCAACAAAUAAAAAAAAAGACUUUGCUUACAGUUUCCUAAGUUGUAUUCAAGAUUUUUGCUAUAGGCUGACUUGAUUCCGUAAAUGCAAUAUUAAGUCUAGUAUCCCAAAACGGGAAAACCUUUUAUUUUUUAAUUGUUUUGCAAACUUAUGGCAUUAAGAAUACUUUUAGAGAUGGAUUCAAACUUUGUUUUUCUGAUUUCAUCACAUGGCAUCAUCAGAGCCAUAUGGCCUCCAUCUUACCCAUUAUUCCUUCCAAAAGGUAUUAUUAGGCUUGCUUUAUUUCUUCAUUUGAAGUUUUCGUUUGUGCCAAAAUUACAUCCAAUGAAUCUGUGUUUUCACCUGUCUGCCAAUUCUCCUUUUAACCAAUACUCACAUUUAUAUUCAAGAAAAAAUCCGAGUCUAAAACUAACAGGAGAGCAACACACACAAAAUCCUGGAGGAACUCAGCAGGUUAGGCAGCAUUUAUGGAAAAGAGUACAGUCAACGUUUUGGGCUGAGAUCCUUCAUCCAACAGGAUCCCAUCCCCAAGCACAUCUUUCCCUUUCUCCCACUUUUUGCUUUCCACAGGGAUCGCUUCCUACACAACUCCAUUGUCCAUUCAUUCCUCCCCACUGAUCUCCCUCCAGGCAUUUAUCCUUGUGAACAGAACAAGUGCUACACCUGUCCUACACUUCCUCCCUCACUAUCAUUCAGGGCCCCAAACAGCCCUUCACACUUUACCUGUGAGUGUGAUGGGAUCAUCUACUGCAUCCAGUGCUCCAGGUGUGGUCUCCUGUAUAUCGGUGAGAAUUGACGCAGGUUAGGAGAUCACUUUGCCAAGCACCUACACUCCGUUUGCCAGAAAAAUAACGGGAUCUCCCACUGGUGCUCACUUUAAUUCCACUUCCCAUUCCCAUUCUGACAUGUCAGUCCAUGGCCUCCUCAGCUGCUGUGAUGAGGCCACACUCAGAUUGGAGGAGCAACACCAUAUAUUCCGUCUGAGUAGCUGGCAUGAACAUCGAUUUCUCGAACUACUGGUAAAGCCCCCCUUCCCCUGCCUUCACCAUUCCCCAUUCCUAUUUCGCUCUCUCACCAUAUCUCCUUACCUGCCUCACCUCCCUCUGGUACUCCUCCCCUUUUUCUUUCUUCCGUGGCCUUCUGACCUCUCCUCUCAGAUUCCCCCUUUUUCAGCUCUGCAUCUCUUAUACCAAUAAACUUCCUGCUCUUUACUUCACCUCUCCCCACCCCCCUCCUGGUUUCACCCAUCACCUUGUGGUUCUUCCUCCCUUCCCCCCACUUUCUUAUUCUGACCCCUCAUCUUUUUUUCCAGUCCUGAUGAAGGGUCUCAGCCUGAAACGUCGACUGUACUCUUUUCCAUACAUGCUGCCUGGCCUGCUGAGCUCCUCCUGCACUUUGUGUGUGUUACUCGCAUUUACAUUCCAACCCUACCUCCAGCAACACCCACCCGGAGAGAGAUCUGAUCUCAGUUCAGGGAUUUGUGUAUACUCUUCAUAUACCAAUGGUAAUGAAGGGGGGAUUGGAACUGGUAUACAUGUACUGAAGUACAGUAAAAAGCUUAUAUUGCAUACUGUUCAUAUAGAUCCAACAAUUACACAGUGCAUUCAGAUAGAAGGUGGUAAAACAAUGAUAAUGUAUGGAGCUAAAAUGCAUGGUAGCAUAGUGGUUAGCACAAUGCUUUACCCGGGUUCAAUUCUCACCUCUGCCUGUAAGGAGUUUGUACAUUCUCCCCGUGACCGUGUGAGUUUCCCCUGGGUGCUCCAGUUUCCUCCCACAGUCUAGAGACGUACCGGAUUGGAGGUUAAUUGGUCCUUGUAAAUUGUCUCACGAUUGGGCUAGGAUUAAAUCAGGGGAUUGCUGGUUGGCACGGCUUGAUGGGCCUGAAGGGCAUAUUCCGCUUAGUAUUUCAAUAAAUGAAAAAAUUAUGCAAUCAAUAAAAUGAAAGCAACAAAUUUUCAGAAUGGGCUUGAGGACUGUCACAGAAAGUACAGUGCAGGUAAACAACCCUGAAUGCUAUCAAUACAUUUGAUACCACUAUAAAUUUGGCCCACCUACAGUUUUUGAGAGCACAAACAUAAAUUAGUUAAAUAAAGAGAGGCAAUGCUUCAAGUUGAAGGAUGAAAACAAAAGCACUGGAGUUAUUAGGAAGGUUAUGAUGGGGCAGUUAUAAUGUAAGAUCCACAGACCCAAGAUCAUAAGGAGGUAGAUUCUGAUGGGUGAAUUUAAUCUCAGUUGCCUGCAUAAUUAUAUGCCAGAUAACCUCUGGCUGCUAAUUAUGUACAUGUCAAAACUUUUGGGGAGAGCAAGGUAUAAAUAUUAGUUCAUUUACUCAAUGCUCUUCCAACUUUAGGCACUUGGGAUAAAUCCAUGAAAACGCAUGUGAUUGUUGCUAGCAUGUCGUAGAAACAGCAAUGAGCCUUAGAAGUUUUAACUAAGCUUGCACGAUUGUAAGAAUAUUUCAUUUUAGAGUUCCACUGAGUCCAAUUUGACGGUAGUUGAGACAAAUUAAGCAAAAGAUUUUUGGCACUGCAACAGGGAACUACUGCUUGGAAUUCUAUGCCGUACAUUCCCCCAGGACAAUAUAGUGCCAGUCCCGUCUUUGGUUUAGACUGAUUACUAUUUUCCCCCCCAAGGGACAGGUGUAGAGAGUACAUUAAUUUCCUCAGCACCAUCCCACCCCCAAUUUGCCACAGAAAAUGAUUUGCACAAUCAAUGUGGUGUGGUCAAAGCUCACAAUUUCCUGUUUUCAUUUAGGAAAAUAAAUAUUCCUUGCUGUGAUGAUUUCCAUUUUACUCCCCAUUUAAACCUUUUAAAAUCAUAAGGAGUUCAGAUGAUCCCAGUUAAAAAAAAGGGCACAGUGGACAGAGAAUGCAUUUCAAAACUACUACUUAAUAAGCAUUUUGGUGUUACACUAAAUCUGUACAUUUGUUAAUCUGCAUAUAAGUAGCACCAAGUUUUGUUACUGCAUAACAAAAAAUGUAAUAAAGGCAACAAGACUGUUAA
Molecule: messenger RNA, 5560 nt
Organism: Mobula hypostoma (lesser devil ray)
Lineage: Eukaryota; Metazoa; Chordata; Chondrichthyes; Myliobatiformes; Myliobatidae
Exons: 3
Coding region: 1047-2018 (323 amino acids)
Biological process (GO): positive regulation of neutrophil differentiation; regulation of stem cell division
Source: RefSeq, a predicted model, not a curated record